AUGGACCUCACGGCGGAAGAUGACGAUCUCCUGAGCUACUUUCUGUCGGCUGAUGUCGCCGCAGAGCAGCCGCUGGAUGCAGUUCCGAUACAUGCAAUGGAAAGCCGCCAAGACGCUGAUACCAAUGAGCAAUUCUCGCAUGGACAGAUGGUUCUGUUAGCUCCCGAGCGCACGUUUGGCAGCGACGGCACAAGCAGUAGCGCCUCUUUCCAGCCGACGCAAAGUAGCAGUUUCAUGGAGAGUUCGAUGAUGCGUCCGUUGGUGAAUGAUGACGAUACGUCGUCGAGCAAUGGAGCGCUGGACACGGACGAGAAGCGGCAGCGGCGACUGGCCAGGAAUCGCGAGUCAGCGCGUCAAAGUCGUCGCCGCAAGAAGCAGUACCUGGAGCUGCUGGAGGAAAAGGUUUCCCAAUUGACGGAAAGCAUUGACACGACGCGGGCAAGUCAUUUAGAGCGUGCAGACGAGACGUUGAACCAGGUGCGGUCGAAUAUGUUGAAAAGUCUAGCGGCGGAUCGAAAAAGCGGCGGCUCGGAUGAGAUUGUUCAGGAAAAGAUUCGACAGGGUCUGAUGCUGAUACAAGAACGCUUUGGGCCAAAUAGUGUCGAGCGACUAGCUGUGAGGGACUAUAACUUCCGCCAGCUUGAUAAUCUACUGCUACCUCCAUACUGCCGAUUUCUCUUGUGGCUCAGUAUCCAGGACGGUUCAUUUUUUGAUAAGGAUGACGGAGUGGGAGCGAAAAACGCUGGAGACGCAACUGAGAAAAAGAAAGGCCCUGUUAUGGUGAAGAAAGACACCCUGUGGUCGACUUUGACGAGCGAUCUCGCUCUUACUUAUGAACAGGAUGAGAAACUGAGGUCGUUAUACAAGUCAGGCGACUCGAAGAGCAGUAAGUCGGAGCGCCGACGGGUGGCAAUGGCUGUGACUUACUUAUGCAAGCUGAAGCACAGUCUCGAGAAGCGCUCGGAGGCGGUCCAGAAACAAACAGAGAUGCUACACUCUAUUCUGACGCCAGAGCAGUCGCUCACGUAUUUGCGGUGGGUGGAUGCCAACCAGGACCGAUUGCCGAGCUUUGUCGACAAAACUGUGUCGGUGCCGAACACGGGUGCUUCCGAUGCUGUGCGUGCUAUUUUGAAAAAAGAUGACCGUGAUCUCACGGUGGAAGAUGUAACUGCGCUGCUGGGAGAGCUAUAG
This is a messenger RNA of Peronospora matthiolae, 1191 nucleotides long. Lineage: Eukaryota; Oomycota; Peronosporomycetes; Peronosporales; Peronosporaceae. The record is from the annotation of a GenBank genome assembly.